CGUUUCCAUGCUCUAUCGAUUGCUGUAGCUCGAUUUUUCAUCACUUUACUUAAUGAUGAAAUUUGAAGAAAGGAAAAUACCCUGAUUGACAAACUCUAACCAAUUACCAUAAUUUAAUUCGUCUUAAAUUGAACAAAAUGGGAAAUGAAGUUUCCAACUUGCAAGAUGUUUUGAGCAAGGAAGAAAUCCAAGAUCUGCUGUCAUCAACUCCCUUCACAGAGAAUCAACUGGGAAGAUUAAUGAAACGCUAUAGGGACAUGGACCCUGACUGCACAGAUGGUAUAUCAUACGAGAACAUGUUAACUAUGGUAGAGUUUGCUGGAAGUGAUUUAGCUCCGCCAAUUAUUGCAAGCUUACUAGACAAGCGGUCACUGAAAAUUUACCCCAAAACCUUUCUACGUGUAUGUGCCUUACUUAGUGAUCGGAUUUCACCCGGAGAAAAAAAGAAGUUCAUCUUUGACCUUUUCAACAUCUACAGCGGUGAAGCUUUAACACAUGAUGAAAUGUUCCGCCUAUACAAGUUAUUCUACUCUGUUGCUAUCUCUGAUGAUCACAUUCUGGCCUUGACAUUCAAAGCUCUAAAUCACCCUGACCUUGAAACCAAGGGCCAGAUAACAUUUCCAGAAUUUGAAAAGAUGAUUGGUGACCAGGAAAUUGUAGACAGAAUGACAGUUGACUUCUUCUGAAAGAUACAGGAAAGCUUAUCACAGUAGCUCAUUGUUUUUAUUUCUUGGGCAAAGGGCAGUUCUGAUAUCUCUUUGGACUCCAGUGUAUACAGAUAUGAAUGACCCAGCAGCUAUGUCCUUCACAGAUUAAGCAGGAAAAACAUAUGUUUGUAUACGCAACCUUCUGUUCAUAUGGAAAGGUGAAUUCUGCAGUGAUAAAUAAUCUACAUAACCAUUAAAUGUAAACAUGAAGGUUUUAUCUCAGCAAUGAGGGGUAUAAUUUACCUGCACAGACAUUUCACUGGCUGUAUACAUUCUUUAUAUAAUUGUUUACAAUUAUUGCAUUAAACUGUCUCUAAUGAAAAUA
Molecule: messenger RNA, 1032 nt
Organism: Ylistrum balloti
Lineage: Eukaryota; Metazoa; Mollusca; Bivalvia; Pectinida; Pectinidae
Product: calcineurin subunit B type 1-like
Exons: 6
Coding region: 138-686 (182 amino acids)
Molecular function (GO): calcium ion binding; calcium-dependent protein serine/threonine phosphatase regulator activity
Source: RefSeq, a predicted model, not a curated record